AUGGGUCAGUUAUGGGUCAUUGUCGCCCCUUACAAGAUUAAGAAGGAAGGUUAUCUCCUAAGGAAUUGUCCAUUUGGUGCUAUGGGGAUGGCGUUGUUUAUAGUUGAGCAGAAACUUGGUCCUUACCACACUGCCCACAUCACUAUCAUUCCAGGGGCACCCUCUACUGUUAAUGCUGGGCUACAGGAAGGCAGCAAAGUCCACAAAAAGUUCCACUGGGACGUGCAGAGCAAAGGCCAGGGCCCCAGAGGAAAACAAAGGCGGACUCUGAGCAGAGCUGCCCUCAUCGGGAGCCGGGCGUCUGUGGGAUUGGCGAUGAGCCCCGUGCUGCGGGAGUUCCUGAGGGAGCUCCCAGGCUGGUUCCUGCUCUCGGGGGUCUUCCUGCCUGUGACUUUGCUGCUCCUCCUUCUCAUCGCCUAUUUCAGGAUCAAACUGAUGGAGGUUAAUGAAGAACUGUCACAGACUUCCGAUCGCCAACACAAUCACGAGGCUGGCUCUUCCCUGAACCAGAGAAAGAAACGGACGUGACUGUUGGGGACUGAUCAAUGGCUAAAGCACAGUACGUUUCUACUGGUCAGAGAGCCACGGUCACUGGCUUAGCAAAUAAAGUAGGUUAAUAAACCAGAACUACAGCAAAACAGGAAGAAUACUAAGAUGCUUGCUCUGAACCAUAUUGGAAAGUGGCAGCUAUUAUCCAAGAGGAAGGCUAUGAGACUCAGCUUAAAUAGCAGUUCUUCAGAGAGUCCCAAGAAAGUAAGAUUUGUUGGAUGUUCUCUAUGAACUGGAUGUGUUGUAACUUUUUAAUUUUUAUAGGACCAUGUCUGCUCUGAAGGGCAUUAUUUUCAAAAUAAAAUUCUUAAGUGUCAUUAUUAUAUAA
This is a messenger RNA of Sus scrofa (pig), 877 nucleotides long. The record is from RefSeq and is a predicted model, not a curated record. NCBI's taxonomy places the organism in Eukaryota, Metazoa, Chordata, Mammalia, Artiodactyla, Suidae.